Molecule: messenger RNA, 1819 nt
Organism: Puntigrus tetrazona (Sumatra barb)
Lineage: Eukaryota; Metazoa; Chordata; Actinopteri; Cypriniformes; Cyprinidae
Gene: snx21
Product: sorting nexin family member 21
Exons: 3
Coding region: 1-1257 (418 amino acids)
Biological process (GO): protein transport
Cellular component (GO): early endosome membrane
Molecular function (GO): phosphatidylinositol phosphate binding; protein binding
Source: RefSeq, a predicted model, not a curated record
AUGCUUCUCAAGGUCGCGGUGGGAUCAUGUGUGUUUUGUGCUCUUCAGGGUUGGAGAAAAGCUGGGAUGGCCUCUAAACUGUUCGACAGACUCCGCCGGACGCUCUUCAAAGAGGGGGAGCUUCCCUCCGCGGCGGACGGUGGAGGUGAAGAUGACUUCCCGGAGAGCUCCGAGCUGGAGGACGACACCGACUGCGUGUCUGCCAGACUCGGGGGGACCCUGUGCUUCGAGGGAGAUGGGGCCCCGGACUCCGAGGACGCGGGAGACGCGUCGGGGCCGGACAGCGACUCCGACUUUUUCGGGGAGUCCAUAGAUAACGCGUGCAGCAGCACAGAUACCAGCCCAAUAGGUCCUUCCCCAAAAACCUCGAACAUGAUCACCAGACAGCUACAAGAAAACUGGCGCAGCUCAAAAACCCGUUGCAUUCCUGAAAAGCCCAUUUUUGAGGUGACCGACGCCUGUGUUGUGCACGAAACCAAUUCCAAGUAUGUGCUCUACACGAUUCACGUAAUCUAUUCUGGGACGUUUGACAAAACCCCUGCGGUCAUCACGCGGCGCUACACCGACUUCGAGCGUCUUCACAGCCGCUUGCGCCGGCGUCACGGAGACGAGAUGGUCGGCGUCUUCUUCCCUCGCAAGAAGCUGCGCAAGAACUUCGCCGCCGAGACCAUCGCCAAGCGCAGCCGGGCAUUCGAGCAGUACCUGAGCCACCUCCACUCCCUUCCUGAACUACGGAGCACACCUACGUUUCUUGAGUUCUUCUACCUGGGGGAUCUGCGAGCGGGACAGAUGUUGAUGCGCGUGGGCCGCUACCAGGAUGCCCUGAGCUCUCUUCUCAACGCCCUGCGGCUCCAGGAGAAGUUAGGAUGCCAGCAGCUGCUGCAGCUCAACCAGCUCCAGAGGGUUCACUGGUUCUUCACGCUGUCUGCUCUGGUCACCUGCUUUCAAGAACUGGAACAGCUCAGCGAGGCUCAGGAACACUGCGACCGAGCCCUGCAGGACCUAGCGCCUUCCCAGGAGGCUUUGCGGCAGCACCAGCUGCACCCUCUGCUCAUCCCGCUCCUCCAGUCCAACGUCAGGCUGUCCUGGAAGAUCUCGAAGGACAAGAGGCGCUGGGAGGCUCUUCUGCAGGAGAUCCAGGAGCAGGGGAUCGAUGUCGGGAGUCAGCCCAACCUAAAGGAGUGUCUCAUUAAAGAGAGCAUCGAGGACAGCGAGGGGCCGGUCAGGGCUAAGAGCAAAACUGAAGAUGUCCCAUAAGCAUUCAGGAUUUUUUUUUUUUUUUUAUUAAUGAGUGUUAGAAGUUAUGAGGGAUUAUUCUGAUAGCAGUAUGUAUGAUAGUUUACUAAGGAAACCUGUGGAAUUAAUGCUAACUUGUAUAAUGCACAACAUGCAAAGUACACAUGGGCACAUUUCAAUAGCAUUUAUUAUAGACUUAUUCUUUAUUUGGUAACUCUUUAAUAUAUGAUUCAAUUUGUUAACUUUGCUGAAAGGAGUGUUUGACCAUACAAUGAAAAUGUGCUUAAAAUGUACUCACCCUCAGGCUUAUCCAAAAUGUAGAUGAAUUUUUUUUUUUUUCGUCAGAACAGAUUUGGAGAAAUGUAGCAUUACAUCAUGUGGAGCGAAUGGGUGCCGUCAGAUUGAAAAUCCAUCACAGCUGGUUACAAUACAUUAUGAUAAUUCAUAAGAAAUCCACAGAAGUCCAUCCCUUGUAGACCUCUCACAUAUAUCCACCAACAUAUUACAGUAUUUUGGACUCCUUUCAUUUGUAACGGGUGCUUGAUCUCUGCCUUUUUCUUUCCUGAUUCGGAUGAAACGAGAC